AUGAACAUCGGUUUCAGGUAUUUUAUAUAAACACAGAUGAACUGUUUAUUCUAAAAGUGAAUCAUUUAUAAUGUGCGCAAAUCUAUUUUUUAUAGAAUGUUAACUGUUUGAGAACAUUAAUUAUGAUAUAUAUAAUAAAUAAUAAAGUGACUUUUUCUAAAAUUGUUUUAUUUCCAACAAAUAUAGAUACAUGACUAACAAUUAUUUUAAAAUCUAAUAAAUAAAUAAGAAUUCCCAGAUUUUACUAUUAAUGUAAAGUCAUGAUUUUAUUAAAGACACGAAGGCGAGUAUUAUGCUGCACUCUUUUUUUUUUUUUUUUUUUCAGUAAAAACCACAUAAUCACAUUCCUGGUAACAAGGUUAGCCAAUCAGCAACUCUUCUGUAGUAUAAUGGGCGGAGCCAAACCAAUGACGUCCUCUCUCUUGCGAUCCCAAUUAAGAUCGGACCAAACGAUAAUCCAACGAAUGGAGAACAAGUAAACCAAUCGUAGAUCAACAACUUCAACGGGCGCUCGUCAGACUCAAGAUUCACUUGAAGAGCGAAGUCAAGCUAGAAUUGAUAUUACUAUAUUUCUUUUCUCUAUCAAGAGCAAGCAUGUCAAACUUGCAGGCCGCAUGCGGCCCACAAUGGAUAUAUUUGCAGCCCACCUGCCCUGGGGCCACUUUGUGUUGUGGGUGUGACCAGCCGCAAGACAGGAAAGAGAUUUCCUGUAUGAUUCUUGACUUCCCUCCCACGGCCGAUCGUGUGCUCCCGCAGUGCCAACCACUCCCCCUUCCCUCCUGCUCGCAGUGCCAGCCACUCCCUCUUCCCUAAUGCCUGCAGUGCCAGAGGAGCGUCUGGCCUGCUUGAGAAGAGCAGGACUGGAACUGGAGGACGGGCUGCUCAUCUUAAGGUAGAGGAAGAGGGGCUUGUGGGACCUUCCUGUGUAGUGUAUUAAAUUGGGAAAGGGAGUAGGUAGUGUAUUAAUUUUAGGGAGGGGGUACUGUAUUAAUUUGGGGAAGGUAGGGGCAGUGUUUUAAUUAGGGGGAGGGAAUGGGGCAGUGUAUUAGAGAGGUGGGAGGGGGGCAGUGUAUUAAAUUGGGGGAGAGAGGGCAGUGUAUUAUAUUAGAGAGCUGGGAGAGCGGGCAGUUUAUUAGACUGGGUUUGCCUGGAGGCACUAUGUUAAUUGGCCACACAGGUUUUUACCACACAUGCACAAUAGCCUCCCAAUGCUUUCCGAUGAGAAAGCAUUGGAUUGGUUGAGAUCAUCAUUUGUUGCAGCUGUGCAACAGUUUACAUUCACCAUUUUAGUCCCAUUGCCAAACUGUUCUUAAUAUGUCAAGGCAGUGGCGGAUCCAGGGGGGGAGCAAAGGGGCAAUUGCCCGUCUCCCUCCCCUGCUAGACCUGCAAUGUGCCUGUGGACCGGAGGGGAGAUCAGAGAUCACAGAUCUCCCUCCCCGGUCCGCAGGCACUGUCCUGACAGCCGGCAGCGGAGGGAGAGGGAGGACCCGGAGCUCAGCCUGCAGCUCCUCCGGGUCCUCCUCUCGAGAGAUUUGGAGCGUUGCCGCGGUUACCACGGCAACGCUCCAAAUCUCGCAAGAGUGAACUCUAGCCCGGGAGCGUGGGCUAGAGUUCGCUCUCCCCACUGGGACCACCAAUGAAUCCCCCACCAGACCACCAGGGAUUAGAAAUGUCCCCCCUCCCCCCAGUAAAGGUAAGAAGGGAGGGGGGACAUAGAAUAUUUAUUUAAAUAAAAAUAAAAAUAUAUAUAUAUAUAUAUUAAAAAAAAAAAAAAGCCCCCAAACCCUUAUAUCACACCCACCCACACUGCCCCCCAUACACACUUACUGCCCCCAUACACACACACUUCCCCCCCAUACUGCCCCCAUACACACACUGCCCCCAUACACUGCCGCUUCAUAUACACACAUUGCUCACACUCACACACACACUGCAAUACUCACACACACACACUGCAACUGUUGCACACACAUACUGUCCCACACAUACACUGCAUCCCUGACAUACACUGCCGCUCUCACACACGCUCACACACUGCACCCCUUACACAUUGCACCACUCACACACACUACUGCUCCUAUGCACUACUACAGCCCCAUUUCCCAUCAGACCUCAGGUAAGUUGUCAAACUGUUCUUAAAUGGUUUGACUACUUACUCUGGGAGGGGGUCCCGGCACUAUAACCACUACACUGAGCUGUAGUGGUUAUUGUGUCUGGAUUAUUUCUUUAAAUAAUCUACAAGUGCCCCUCCCGAGAUCAGGCUCUGGAUCUGCCACUGUGUCAAGGUAGUUGGACUGAAACAUUGGUUUUAUGCAAACGCCGUCUCCUUAAAAUAAAUUCUCUUUUGUUUACUUUGAAGCCCAACGAGCGUGAGGACUUCCAGUGUCAGUUUGGCGACAUUUUUAUACUGUACUUUCCCAAAUAAACCUACGUUUCUAUGAAAACUGAAGUUUGUUUUUUUCGCGGCCCACAUAAACUUAAACCUUGUCUGGACGCGGGCACCCCAUCUGAAUCCCUCUACGCUCACCCUUCCCUGAGGAACCCCUAAACUGUAGCUCUCCCCCCCCUGGGACUCUGGGCUGGAGGGAACCACUACGUCAAGGGCUACCCCGCCCCUGGUACUUGCCUCCUAGCUUUGCCGUGGGUGUGCUGAAUCUUCUUAGACCAAGGUGCCACCUGCACCCGGCCAGAACUGCCAGUCGUUGCAGUUGCCCCUCCAAACAAAGCAACUCGUGAACUGCCUUCAACAGCUGCGUCUGGGUCCUGCCACUCCUGGAACUUCACUUCCUCACUUCCAGACCUGACAUUUACGUCUCGAACUUGAUCGCCCUGAGAUACUCCAGGCAGCACGGCCCUCCACGCCUCUGGUGCUAGCCGCUGGACCCGAACCGGAUCCUGGAUCAAUGGCACUUUCCCUUCAGGCCUGCUCACCGCUGCCUCCAGUGGCCAGAACCCAGCACUCCUGCUGCUCACCGCUGCUUCCAGUGGCUGCAACCCAGCACUCCUGCUGCUCACCGCUGCCUCCAGUGGCUGGAACCCAGCACUCCUGCUGCUCACCGCUGCCUCCAGUGGCCGGAACCCAGCACUCCUGCUGCUCACCGCUGCCUCUAGUGGCUGCAACCCAGCACUCCUGCUGCUCACCGCUGCCUCCAGUGGCUGGAACCCAGCACUCCUGCUGCUCACCACUGCCUCUAGUGGCUGCAACCCAGCACUCCUGCUGCUCACCGCUGCCUCCAGUGGCCGGAACCCAGCACUCCUGCUGCUCACCACUGCCUCCAGUGGCCGGAACCCAGCACUCCUGCUGCUCACCGCUGCUUCCAGUGGCUGCAACCCAGCACUCCUGCUGCUCACCGCUGCUUCCAGUGGCCGGAACCCAGUACUCCUGCUGCUCACCGCUGCCUCCAGUGGCUGGAACCCAGCACUCCUGCUGCUCACCACUGCCUCUAGGGGCUGCAACCCAGCACUCCUGCUGCUCACCGCUGCCUCCAGUGGCUGCAACCCAGCACUCCUGCUGCUCACCGCUGCCUCUAGUGGCUGCAACCCAGCACUCCUGCUGCUCACCACUGCCUCCAGUGGCCGGAACCCAGCACUCCUGCUGCUCACCGCUGCUUCCAGUGGCUGCAACCCAGCACUCCUGCUGCUCGCCACUGCCCUGGGUGGCUGGAUGACUGCAUUCCUUCUGCUGUCUCUCCUCCCGACCUCCACCCAGGUGGCCGGUGCUGCACGUCCCUGCAGCGGGCCUUGGACAUCGGGGACCUAGCUAUCCGCCUGGCUGCGGCGACCUCCAGCAGCCAUACCAGAUCCUGCGCCCGGCCUUCUCCUAACAGGCUCCCUGCGGCCCGGUGGAUCCUCUGGGCUGAGUCUGUAGGGAGGCCUCAUCCUCCUCGUCGGGCGCACCACUGGUCCUCCCACCGGUCCCAGCCUCGCCAUUAUGGGCCCAAGGCACAUCGCCGUGCGAAUCUCACCCAACAGCCUCUCCACGACCAGAUCCACCGCUGGCUCCAUGCUGCCACUACAGGUAAGGCUAAAAGGGAGGGGCGACAAGAGCCACACAACAAGGGGACAGAGAAGACACACAGAGAAUGCAAAGAUACCAAGAGAAAGAAAGACCAAGGGGGACAGCACAGAAGACUGAUACACCACGAAAACAAAACAGAAACGAACAGAUCAAAGGAGAGAGAUUGACAGAUUUACCCAUAACAUGGCUGCCGUGUAACGGUCCCCAGUCCCUACAUAUCCUUCAUCCUCCGAACGCCCCACUCCCGCACCCUCUCUAUUAAUCCAUACUGCUUUGCUCAGUACAAACUGUCAAGGCCCUCCUCCGCCUAUGCGUCUAUUAGGGUAUCCAGACUAUGCAUAACGAUAUUUAAUGCACUCAGCUAAACAUGAUGUAUGACCAUUAUAAACGGCUUAACACACAUAUCAAUAAAUGACUUGCCGUAGACAUUAUGUCAAAUUGCUUACCUAGAAGCCUAAUAGUAUCUGCCAUGGUGUGAUAAUACCCGCCUCCGUGUCAUUAUUAAAAUCAUGACUUUACGCAGUGGCGUACUAAGGAGGGGGCGGUGCGCCCCGGGUGCCACUCACUAGGUUGGUUAUCAAAAUAAGCCUCUGACCUUUAUUUUGUCAGUUGUGUUUUUAUACAUUAAAAUAUAAGUGCUUACGUGCAAAUACUCAUAGAACAGUAGAAGGAAGCGAAAUAACAGGAAAGGAGUACAGAUAAGACAUAGGGAUGAACGUCAUGUACAUAUAACAGAUAAGUUCAGAGAAAGAACAGACUGACCUGGGAGAGACAGCUCAGGUGGGGGCUAUCUGCUCCCGGAACUAGACAUAUAUGAUCUUAAAUGUCAUUUUAAGCAUCAAGCAUUUGCGGAGUCCAAGUUAGCCAAUUUUAAUAUAGGAUAUCUAAUGUGAGACCUAUAAGCUUGAACCUUGGAAUCAAGGUAAAUUCUUUCACAGUAUCAAUACCUGCCAAAGAAACGAUCCACUUGACCUAACGGGCAAGGGUAGGUGUAGAUACUGGCAUAUGAGUUUGAGGAAAAAAAAAAAAGAAAAGUUAAGGUUUAGAGUGGUCACACAAAGUAGCAGUACGUGUCUCAUAUUCGCGGAAGCAUGCAAUAGGACACAGUUAAGAUCUCUCAGGGAAAGCAAGAUAUAAUACUGAUUUGGAGGAAGUCGUAGUGCAUUGGGAUAUGUCAAAAAACACACCCUCAGGAGUAAAGGAGCGAGCAUUGAAAUCUAAUGAUCGAAAGUCCGAGACUCUCUUACAAGAGAUUUAGCAGAAUAGCUUGACUAGUUUGGCCGAAAGUUGUUUAAGGGACAACAAAGUUUUUCCUAGCCAAGACUCGAAAAAGGUUAGAACCAGAGAAACAUCCCAAAGGACCAAAUAAUGUGGUAAUGGAGGGUGAGCAAAACGGAUUCCACAAAGAAGUCUGCAUACAAAUGGAUGGCGUCCUACUGAGGCACCGUCAAUACCUUGUCCAGCAGAGAUAGCUGAUCUGAACAGGUUUACAGUAUGGUAGGAUUUACCCUCAUCAAAGAGGGACGUGAGGAAAUGUAGAACAGUCGUCAGAGGAGCCGGUAUGGAAUCCAAAUUUCAUUUUAGGUACCAUCUAGUCCAUGUGCUCUAAGCAGCUCUAUAAGCUUGUCUCGUCCCGAGUGCCCAUACACGCUUGAGAAGUCUAAGAGUUGAUUGCGGAACUCCGCUGAUGGACCAGGGUGCCCUGAAAUUAGCCAUACUAGAGGAUAGCUCAGACCAACGGGAUCUUGGAGAAGGUAAUCAUCCUGAAGGAGCACCUCGUAUGCCUCGAGCAACCCAUGGCCGGUCACGCUGGCGAAAUAUUUUGGCAUGGAUCUUUGGUCAGGAAACUUGGUUUGUCCUGUGUAGGAACCUCGGUUCAGUCUAAGAACCUCUGGAAUAAUGGCCGGACAGACUGCUCCUGGUUCUUCCAGCACCUUAGGGUGAAACACUCUCUUCAUGUUGGUCUGAGCCUUAUCUAAGGCAGUGAGGGUUUUAACAUAGGAUCCUAAGUCUUUAAUGAAGGAAUCCUCAAAUAAGAAACCCUUGGGCUGAGCGCCCAGUUCAUUAAGCGCUAGGUUCACCAAUUUUGGUUCAAUUUUUAAGCGAAUAGAUUUGCACCGUUCAGUGGCUAAUGCUGUAUUGGCAUUGCACACCAGGCAAAUCAAGCACUGAAUCCACCCAUGGACGAUCAGUGUAUCUAGGGGCUGAUCAAAGGCCAAAGCAUCUUUCAAUGCCUCAAAAUUUUGGCAGCUGGAUCCAAAAUAUCCAGGAAUUUUUCCUAACAAUUACGGAGUGAUAAGUCCAGACCCUUUCCAGACUGAAUGCCUAAAAACUGGAUGAUCUUUGGAUCGACCUUAGAUAUUUGCACACUUCGUCAGGCACCGCGGGGCGUGGGCAUUCAGCCUUUAUUACGGGUGUCUCUUUCUAGAGGUUUGCAAUAUAGCGUGCCACGUGUUCCGAAGGCAACCAUUCGGCCUAUCUUGGGUGACGUAAGUCAUCGGGGUCAAAGAGGGGGUUCACCUCGCGGAUCUAGAAUUUUGUCUGCCUCAGUUGACAAAGGGCGACUCACUUCAAUGCCUGAAGCCCCAUCAGCGGGGUAAACAUGAGAGCGGAUUUUAUCUUCCCUUAUUGCAUAGUUUGACUCGGGGUCAGAUAGGUCAUCAAAGAAUCAGGUUGGGCUUUAGCCUGUUUCCAUAACCUGGCCGCUUUUGCCCAGCCAUUGGCUCUUUUGUGCGGUGGAUUCACACAUGCGACAUCUGUGACAGGUGUUAUACUGACCAUCUUAGUAGUUUUGGAGGCAUGUUUUAUUUUAGCCAGUGCUUUCCGGCCUGGCUGAGAAGUCUGAGAGGCAGGGGGUAUUGCGACCGUCUGAGUGGUCAUGGAGAACGACGUUUGAGCUUGUAAGAAGGCCUGUGUAAACUUCUUGGAUAUAGACGGAGACAUAACGUCCAUGGCAAAGGCUAGUGCUUUGGACAUUGAUUUGGACAUAGUAGUGUCCAGAAUAGAUUGCAUCUCAUCCGAGAUAGCAAAAUCCGCCUCAUUUGCAGAGGCCAAAAGGGAGAAACCCACAGGGAUUUGACGGGUAGCCUGUGAUCCAGUAGAAGCAGGCAGGUCCCUAUUAGACUGCAUAGUAAAUAAAAUAGCAGAAACUUAUACAGGCCACAAAUUAUAAAAAAGAAAAAAAAUUUAUAUAGAUAAGUACCUAAACCAACUCCUCCUGGUUGAAUAACCUACAAGGAAUAACGAGGAGAUGAGAAAAAGAAAUAACAUUAAUAAGGGUAUUGACAAAACUCACAGGGUAGCAGAGACAAGGAGUUGUCCGAACGCCAGCACUAUUGAACACCCACAACCUGUGAGGGACAGUCUGUGGGCAGGGCUAGCCAAAGGAGCGCAAACACCCUGAACAAUAUUGCCGCCGGGAUUCGAAAUAGGAACUAAAGAGACGGCCAACUGGUCCACAGGGCAAGAAAACCAUAUGCGAACAAGCGUUUAGUAGAAAAUUUCAUUAGCCGCAUGUGACUGUAUAGAAUAAAACAAAACUGGGAACAGAUAUCUAAUAGUAAAUAUAUGGGACAAUAAAGUAUUCAAAAUGUAAAUGUACAUUACAGAAGAAACUAUAAAGGGUAACAUUAAAGGGACACUAUAGUCACCAGAACAACUACAGCUUAAUGUUGUUGUUCUGGUGAGUAUAAUAGCUCCCUUCAGGCAUUUUCAUGUAAACACUGUGUGUUCAGAGAAAAGGCAGUGUUUACAUUGCCCCUAGCGACACCUCCAAGUGGCCACUCCUUAGUGGGCCACUGGAGGUGCUUACUGGGUCAGUGCUGCACAGUAGGCAGCUCUGCCUUUCAGCAUCUCCACGCUCUGCAUGGGAAUGCUGAAUUUUCCUCAUAGAGAUGCAUUGAUUCAAUGCAUCUCUACGAGGAGGUGCUGAUUGGCCAAAAUGGUGUUUGGCCCCCUUGGCGAUUUUAGCCAAUCCAAUGCCUUCCCAUGGGGAAAGCAUUGGAUUGGCUAAAAAUCAGCAAUUUUGAUGUCACCAAAUGGGCGGGGCCAGCGCCGGCAGACCCGAGGAGAGCUGGAAAUUAAGUGAGUUUUAACCCAUUCUGAGGGGGCUAUGGGGGGUGCCAAAUAAAUUGUGGGUUUUCACUAUAGGGUCAGGAAUACAUGUUUGUGUUCGUGACCCUAUAAUGAUCCUUUAAAAUAUCCCUUAAAGUACAGGUAAAGUAGGGGCGGAGCCAAGCAGCCGAAGCGAUCGGACACACACUCUCAGAGCUCCAGGCUAAACAGCGUUAAUAGGCGAAAUCCUGGGAAUAAAACCCCAAAAAACAAGAAGCCCAACGCUCCAGAACGACCAGAGCUACCAUGGGUCGUAAUUCUAAGAAGCAGAAGUCAGACAAACCCAAACAGGGAAUGAAUAUAGGCGAGCUCUUCAGGCAGGCGCAUGGCGCACUUGGGCCCAAAAUGGCCGCGGAGCUGGAUGAAUACUCCGACUCCUCAGAAGAGAUGUCGCAAUACACCGGAGCGGCAGACAUACCAUCACAGAAACCCUCUCACACACCCGAAACCUACCCUGCCAACCUGUCACAAAGGAGACCCUGCAAGAGCUCCUGGCGGGGCUUCAGACAACUCUCCAGGCAGACGUGGCCGCACUGCGUCAGGACCUCAAGGGCCUGGUAGGCCGACUGGGAGUUAUGGAGGCCUCCACAAAGGACCAUGAUCAGAGAAUAUGCUCUCUGGAACAAGAGGUACAAGCGCUGAAAAAGCAACAAGCUGGGGUUGAACAGAAACUGGCGACCGUGGAAGACACAAGGCGCCGCGCUAACCUUAAAAUAAGAGGUAUCCCGGAGGAGGUACCGACAGCAGAGUUAUAACACCUCAUAAGAAGGCUGCUGGGAGCAUUGCUGUCUCCAAAGCAAGUCAGGCAAAUUGCAGUGGAUGGAGUAUUCCGGAUCCCGAAACCCAGGAGGGCCCCAGAAGAGGCGCCCAGAGAUACUGUGGUGAAAUUCCAAAGAAGCAGUGACAAGGCGACAGUACAAGAAGCACUCAAGGGACAGUCCCCAUAUGUAUUUGAAGACAUGUCCUUAACCUUUUACACCGACCUCUCUGGGAGCACUCUGCAGUGGAGAAGAUCCCUGCAGGGGUUUACCACUCUUCUACGGAGCAACAACAUCCAAUACAGGUGGCGGAUGUCCCGUACGCUCCAAGUGCAACACAGAGAAUCCUUCUACUCGGUCCAUGACAUACAGGAGGCAUCUGCGCUCCUGGACACCCUAGGCCUCCCAAAGGACGCUCUGCAGAGUAUUGGGCCUCGAGGGGCAACCACACAGGCACACACGUGGGACCCUGCAAGAAGCACUCCAUUUGUCCCGCAGCAAGCCCCACAGGGAGCCUACGCUUUGGUUACUACUUGAGGCGAACUUCUCUCACACAUAUCUGUUACCAAAGGGGUUCCGAGCCGUGACCGUUUCUGUGACUAUAUAUAUAUAUUUUUCAUAUUUUUUUUUUCUCUGUUUGUUUCCUUUUGUACAUUACUUUCUAUCUCGCUGGUACCUAUCUAUUAAGCACCGAGUAUCCCAUGAGGACAAUUCCCCUCACCCCCCACCCCUGCCUCCCCUCAAUGGCCGUUAGACUAAGACCCACUCUAUCUCGACGUGAGGUGUAAAAUUUAUCCAUAGCAACCUACACCCAGACCUACUCACUAAAAACACUAGUCAUGUAAUUUGUAGCUCUAGUCUCGCUACUAACCGCUAGAUGUCCCCAUUACUUAUGAAGGACGAAAGCAGCCUCCCCAGCUAGCGGAAUACUCAUGGUAGUACCCGACACACCUAAUGCGUUACACAUAACUCAAAACAACCCCCUAUGUGGAAUGUAUAUAGCAUAACGAAUCUCUGGGUGACGGGCAUAGCUAUUUUUAAACUAAGCAGAUCAUCCUAACCUUCAUACUCUGCAACAUACAUCUGCCCCUCGAACGGCAUCUUAACUCUGCUGCCACCAAUAGAAUGCUAGUAGAAUAAGCUCUAGGAGAUGCUAACACCAAAGGUGGCUCCUAACUAGUCACUCACACUCAAGCAUGCAAACUUCCACUAGGUCCUACUUUGGUUACACAUAGAUCUUAGCCACACGUGCAGAUAACAAUACUUGACUCCUAUAGAGUGCAUAUAACCAAUCUAUACUGUUAACUGUUUCUGUAUCACGCAUGCACUGUUCAUUUACUAUUCCUAGAUUAAUCUAAAAAUGUGCUGUCAUUUAAUGCCAUGAUCUUGUUUAUUUUGUGAUAUCUCAGCGACUUGUAUCUGCUGUCGUGGCGAUAUAGUCAUGUUUGUUACUCGAAGCACUACAAAAAUAAAGAAUUUAAAAAAAAAUUUAAAAAAAGUACAGGUAAAGUAAAAAAUGCAAUAAUGGUGAUAAAGGAACAUAAAAUAACACAUAUAUAGAACUAUAUUAAAUAUAGUAUAAGUCAAAUAUUUAAAUACAGAUCCCACAGUAUGAGAACUAUGGGAUCCGGGUACUAGUAACAUAGAAUGUGACGGCAGAUAAGAACCAUUCGGCCCAUCUAGUCUGCCCAAUUUUCUAAAUACUUUCAUUAGUCCCUGGCCUUAUCUUAUAGUUAGGAUAGCCUUAUGCCUAUCCCACGCAUGCUUAAACUCCUUUACUGUGUUAACCUCUACCACUUCAGCUGGAAGGCUAUUCCAUGCAUCCUCUACCCUCUCAGUAAAGUAAUACUUCCUGGUAUUAUUUUUACACCUUUGCCCCUCUAACUUAAGACUAUGUCCUCUUGUUGUGGGAGUUUUUCUUAUUUUAAAUAUGGUCUCCUUUACGGUGUUGAUUCCCUUUAUGUAUUUAAAUGUUGCUACCAUAUCCCCCCGUCUCGUCUUUCCUCCAAGCUAUACAUGUUAAGAUCCUUUAACCUUUCCUGGUAGGUUUUAUCCUGCAAUCCAUGAACCAGUUUAGUAGCCCUUCUUUGAAUGCUCUCUAAAGUAUCAAUAUCCUUCUGAAGAUACGGUCUCCAGUACUGCGUACAAUACUCCAAGUGAGGUCUCCCCAGUGUUCUGUACAAUGGCAUGAGCACUUCCCUCUUUCUACUGCUAAUACCUCUCCCUAUACAACCAAGCAUUCUGCUAGCAUUUCCUGCUGCUCUAUUACAUUGUCUGCCUACCUUUUAAAUCAUCAGAAAUAAUCACCCCUAAAUCCCUUUCCUCAUAUGUUCAGGUUAGGAUUGUAUCAAAUAUUCUGUACUCUGCCCUUGGGUUUUUACGUCCAAGGGGCUUCCCCUGAUAGCCCCUAUCUGGGUGACCAACAUAUCCAAAAAUCACCCAGAUCGGUUCGGGAUUUCUAUUGAAGUCAUAAUUUGACCGACCAUGCACAUGGUCCUAUGCCCAAAACAGUUCCAUGAAGUUUAUUAGUUUAAAAACAAACAUACUAAAUAUAAUACCAUUGAAAAAGUUUGACAGACUGAGCAAGCCAGUCACCAAUGUUUGAUGUAUUACAUGUUAAAGAUUUUUGCCUUCCUUUACGAAUCAUAUAUGUAACGCUAUAUGUUUGAUGCAGCGGCUUGUCCACAAGUCUUAUAUUGCUGAUGUACUGCAGUCUUUGUUAAAAAACGAACGUAGUCAGUAGUCAUACCGUGGAGCUUGUUUCCCUCAUCCAGACGAACAAUUCCAUCGAUCAGUGCCCUUUUACGAUGUACUGAACUGAACACAGGCAAUGAUGGAAGUUCAGCAGUGUUCGUGAAUUCGAGUGUCCGAUUUCAGUUCCAUGCACUUGACGACCAAACACCGCUGCCUGCGUUCGCGGGAGCAAGCUGGCCGCUACCACAUGUUUGGCCAUACAAAUGGCGGCCACCCAGACGCAUAAUUAGAGCACUGCGGUUAGAAUCGUUAUGAGGUGAUAAGGCUUAAUAAUCUCCCGGAUGGUCCAUUAAACCAUUAACCAAUCAAGGACAAGCAGGAGGUCAUUUAAACUCCGACUGGAACAAGCACCUCCUCUUUCUUUGAUGGUGAUAACAAUAAACUAGUAUAAAGAAAAUCUGUCAUAAUCAAGUGAUCCAAUGUAAGGGUAGAACAAGUUGUGGACUCCGAUGUGAGUAGAAAGUCCAGAACAUUUGAGCGUAGAUGCUCCAAGUGAAGUUACUCUAAAACAGAAGAAAAACUAUGUGAAAGGCAUCUAAAAAUUAAAAUUGGAUGGUAUAAUGGUAACGUACAUCGCAAAUAACAAUCAAACAAACUGUAAUAACUAUAAUGUAUUAAUAGCAUACACUAUCUAAAUAAAGAGUAUAUUGCUUACAUGAACAAAUAAAAUAACACCAAGCGACAGAACACACAAGAGCUUGUGGAAAAACAACGAAGAACUAGUGUCCUAGAAGAAAGAAAGUCCCUUGAGGAAGGGAAAUAUUUGCCUCCUGUCAUUAUUAGAAUUAUGAAUAUUGUACAUUUAAAUUAGCAUAAGCUACAAUUUUAUUACAUUACAGGAUGUAUCAUAUUUAGCAUUUUCAAUGCUAUCACAGAAGACUGAAGGAAGCAUGUCAAAAGGAGGUAUCUUCCUAUGACCAGCUCGCCAUGCGCAUAAUGUUUGAUAAGGAAGCACCCAACACAAAGACACGCAAUGCCAUCUUGAACUGAAUGAAAUCGGGUUCCACUCCCGCCAAAGCGAGAACCCAUCUAACCCAUCUCGCUAAGGUGAUGGUGGAGACAGGUUUGUGCUUUUUAACACAGUGAGACGUUGACCUAGAUAUGAUGGUCGUAAUGGUGCACAUACCGAAUGGUUCCACAUACCGAAGGAGAGUCUUGGCCACACAAAGCUGAGUUAUGUUUCGGAAAAAAGGGUAAAAGGUCGAUGAGGAAUCCGCCUUGGUGUGACUAUAAGGAGUGAUAGAAAAACCAUCAGCAUCCAAAGUGCAAAUAUUGGAGACCCAGUGGAAGUAGACAAGACACAUCAUUAGGGUGACCUUCACCGAAAGUUGUAUCAGAGAUAAACACUCAUUGUUCCGCCAAUCAUGUAGGAAUUGGAGCACCCUUUUCUAUGUCCUACAGGUGAGUAUAUUUCAGAGGGAAUGCUAGUUUGAUGCCUUACAGACGACAGAUUAAAGGACCUUGUCCCACCACGGAUAUGGCUGAACGCAUAACAUACAGUUGCAAGAAAAAGUAUGUGAACCCUUUGGAAUGAUAUGGAUUUCUGCACAAAUUGGUCAUAAAAUGGGAUCUGAUCAUCAUCUAAGUCACAACAAUAGACAAUCACAGUCUGCUUAAACUAAUAACACACAAAGAAUGAAAUGUUGCCAUGUUUUUAUUGAACACACCAUGUAAACAUUCACAGUGCAGGUGGAAAAAGUAUGUGAACCCUUGGAUUUAAUAACUGGUUGAACCUCCUUUGGCAGCAAUAACUUCAACCAAACGUUUCCUGUAGUUGCAGAUCAGACGUGCACAACGGUCAGGAGUAAUUCUUGACCAUUCCUCUUUACAGAACUGUUUCAGUUCAGCAAUAUUCUUGGGAUGUCUGGUGUAAAUUGCUUUCUUGAGGUCAUGCCACAGCAUCUCAAUCGGGUUGAGGUCAGGACUCUGACUGGGCCACUUCAGAAGGCGUAUUUUCUUCUGUUUAAGCCAUUCUGUUGUUGAUUUACUUCUAUGCUUUGGGUCAUUGUCCUGUUGCAACACCCAUCUUCUGUUGAGCUUCAGCUGGUAGACAGAUGGCCUUAAGUUCUCCUGCAAAAUGUCUUGAUAAACUUGGGAAUUCAUUUUUCCUUCGAUGAUAGCAAUCCGUCCAGGCCCUGACGCAGCAAAGCAGCCCCAAACCAUGAUGCCCCCACCACCAUACUUCACAGUUGGGAUGAGGUUUUGAUGUUGGUGUGCUGUGCCUUUUUUUCGCCACACAUAAUGUUGUGUGUUUCUUCCAAACAACUCAACUUUGGUUUCAUCUGUCCACAGAAUAUUUUGCCAGUACUGCUGUGGAACAUCCAGGUGCUCUUGUGCAAACUGUAAACGUGCAGCAAUGUUUUGUUUGGACAGCAGUGGCUUCCUCUGUGGUAUCCUCCCAUGAAAUCCAUUCUUGUUUAGUGUUUUACGGCAAUCCAUUCUUGUUUAGUGUUUUACAGCAUUUGUAGAUUUGCUAACAGGGAUGUUAGCAUUUGCCAGUGACUUUUGCAAGUCUUUAGCUGACACUCUAGGAUUCUUCUUCACCUCAUUGAGCAGUCUGCGCUGUGCUCUUGCAGUCAUCUUUACAGGACGGCCACUCCUAGGGAGAGUAGCAGCAGUGAACUUUCUCCAUUUAUAGACAAUUUGUCUUACCGUGGACUGAUGAACAGCAAGGCUUUUGGAGAUACUUUUAUAACCCUUUCCAGCUUUAUGAAAGUCAACAAUUCUUAAUCGUAGGUCUUCUGAGAGCUCUUUUGUGCGAGGCAUCAUUCACAUCAGGCAAUGCUUCUUGUGAAAAGCAAACCCAGAACUGGUGUGUGUUUUUUAUAGGGCAGGGCAGCUGUAACCAACACCUCCAAUCUCAUCUCAUUGAUUGGACUCAGUUGGCUGACAUCUCACUCCAAUUAGCUCUUGGAGAUGUCAUUAGUCUAGGGGUUCACAUACUUUUUCCACCUGCACUGUGAAUGUUUACAUGGUGUGUUCAAUAAAAACAUGGCAACAUUUCAUUCUUUGUGUGUUAUUAGUUUAAGCAGACUGUGAUUGUCUAUUGUUGUGAAUUAGAUGAUGAUCAGAUCACAUGUUAUGACCAAUUUGUGCAGAAAUCCAUAUCAUUCCAAAGGAUUCACAUACUUUUUCUUGCAACUGUAAAUGGAUCAAAAGGAGUAAGUAGAUGAGACAGGAAAUUUAGCUGAUACUCUUCAGUCCUGCUAAACUGUUAGACCUAACUGGUUUUACUUACAGGAGAGUCACAGAAGCUGGACAUGUGGCCAUGGGCAUCUAGUGGUGGUUUAGAACUUAUUGUGCUAGAGUGUUCCUUUAAACCCCUGGACAUAGGGAAAACCUAAUAUCAGACAAGGACAGUUAGAUAAGGAAAGAGGGUUGACAGAAGAGGAAAGGAGAACAUACACCAUUGCAAGGCAUGUACAUGCAAUGCGUGCUUGUAAAUAUUGUAUACAUUAUGUGAAACAAUUGUAUAGUUUAGUCUAUUUUAUUGUGAACUUGUUUUACUGACCUAAAAUUAAACAUUGCCUUGUUUGAACUUUGAGCUCGGCAUUCUUCCAUAAGAAUAUAUGAUAUAUUUUUUGAAUAUACAGGUAAACCAAUGCCAAGAUGUAGUAACAUAAUAGAAUCAAGAGAAGAUUGGUGUCUCUUGAUAUCAGUAGGAACUUUUUCUCGUAUUCCAUAUUUUCAUACAAGCUAUUAUUUCACUGCUUUACAGACAUCUUUUUCAUUAUAAACAUUAUUGUUAAUUUCCUCCCACAGAAUUAAACCUGGUGAAUCCUUUCUCAUUCCAUUUUCUUAUCAAGAUAGAAAUCGAGUGCGCCAUGGUGAUCACCGGCACGUUAGGAUAUAUUGCUAUCCUGGAUCUUGUGCAAUCAUCUUGGCUCCCUGUCCACCAAGCAUUGUUCUUUCAUAAUCAAAAUGUAGAGAAAACCUAUCCGGAUAGAGAGCUUCCACAACUUCUAUCAAAUAUCUUUAGAACAUAGGAUCAGGGCCUGUCCUGUCUAUUAGACUUGUGCGUGGUGGCAAAAAAUUGGUAAGUAAAUAUCGAUUUGUCCGGAAAAACAAUUAGUAUUGAGCGAUUCGGCCUUCAUCCAUGUGGUAUUUUGGUGCAGAGUAAUGUAAUUUAUUUCAUUUAUUCGGUCAUAUAGCUAUUUGUCAAUUCAGAUGAUUUGAAGUGUGUUUUAUGCUCCCCCCUUCCUUCCUCCCUCCCUCCCUCCCUCCUAGUUGUCUAACUUUUCUUUUGGAGGUGUGCAUGAUACUUUAUUAAUCCCAGGUAGUCUGAUGUGUGGAUCUUGCAGUUUCCAUGGGUGCAGAACACGUAUACCUCUGCCUUCAUUACAGCACAUUUCUAGUGAGAAAAAGCAUUGACAUGGUAACCUGUAGCAACAUUCUAAAUCACAGAGAAGUGCUGUAUCUCAAAGGAGAGUUUCCUUAGGUUUCUGCUCCAAUGUGCUCUAGAGAUCUCUCCAUCUGGCCCACUUGGGUCCAGUAACCUGACUUUCCAUGUAUGGCACGUGUGCCAUCGAUGGUUGAUUACUCGUGUAGUUUGUUAAUAUUACAUGGAAAUAGAAGAUCAUUAUAUUGAUACAGAGUGUUAUUACACUGCUGGAGGCAAACAUUAAAUUGGUACCAGGUUUUCAUAAUACAGUAUUUAACGGUAUAUUCGUAUUACCAAUACUUUUCAUCAUUUACUAGAUCUGCACAUACUGUAACAUACGCUAUGCAGAUAUCAACCCACACACCAUCACAGACUUUCAUUUUCCUGAAUUGUGGUUUAAUUCUUUCUGUGGCCUAUCAGGGAAUUUGCAAAUCAAUUCAAGGUAUUUCGAGUCUUCUUAAAAGUUAAGACACAUUUUAAAGUAAAAUGUAGAAAAGUGACAUAAUUGAAUUAUGGGCAGAAUAACCCCUGAGUGUACUGCAAAUGUAUUAGAUUAUUGUUGUUCAAUAUUACAGAAUCUCCCACUUAAAGGACCACUAUAGUGCCAGGAAAACAUACUCGUUUUCCUGGUACUAUAGUGCCCUGAGGACGCUGGCAUGCUCUCACUGUGAAAAUCACAGUGAGAAGCACGCAAGCGCCUCUAGUGGCUGUCGAUGAGACAGCCACUAGAGGAAAUAGGGGAAGGCUUAACCCAUUCAUAAACAUAGCAGUUUCUCUGAAACUGCUAUGUUUAUUAAAAAAUGGGUUAACCCUAGCUGGACCUGGCACCCAGACCACUUCAUUAAGCUGAAGUGGUCUGGGUGCCUAGAGUGGUCCUUUAACCAAGGUCUGCCAGUGAUGAAGGCAAAAUAUACUAAAAUUAUACAACUCUGGUUACUAAGGGAAUGUUGGCUUAAUCAGCCCUUUCACUUCCACAGACCCUGAGCGGGACGGCAAGGUUUAAUAAUCUCUACCAACCUGCCUUACUGUUUCUCCAAACUUGGACUGGGCAAUGGGAGAUUGUUAGAAAAAUAAGGUUUUCUCCUAAUCUAUUUUCAAUGUGUGAAGCGUUAAUGUUAGUUAUGUUUAUUUAUAAUUUUUAAAAAACAUUUGCCUAUGAUAGCAUACAGGUCUAUUCACAAAGAAUAUGCCAGUGGGGGGGCCACAUGCCCUCUCCUGCCAUAUACUGAGGUCUGUCCUGGCACCUUUCACAAUCAGCUGGCCUCAUUAUUGUUUUGGGAAUAGUUUUCAGACUUCUUUUUUUCGUGCUAGUCGGUCCAAGCUUGGAGAUAAUUUUUGCCUAUUCCACGAUAAUUUGGAUACAAAUUUAAAUUGCAUCAGAUUAUAUCUUUUUCAUGAGGUUUUUUCAUGGGGUUUUUACAACGCACUGGACAUCAUGCAAAUCGCAAGAUCGUUGAGCGUAUUUUCAUGGAGUCAAACUCCGUAAAACUGCAGGAAGCGCCUCUAAUGGCUGGCUGUUGUUCUACAUUGCAGGGUUAAGGAAAUAGGGAGACCACCCAGACUAUGACAAUGGGAUGAAGUGAUCCCUUUAAACUGUAGUAAAUAAGAUACAUUGUUCUAGUUAUAAAUUAAAUUUUAGUUGGAUAAAUUAUUAUUAGUAAGUCACCUAAAAUUUCCCAUAAUAGCCACAUCCCUAAAAUUAAAGGGUCCCCCUUUGUCCAUUCAUAAUGUUGGGGUGCAUGUUUUAGUUGAAAGUAUAAUCUCUUCCAAAUUAAUAUUUUAAGCUGUCGCCUAGGUGUGCAGCUUAAAGAAGAAGAUUUCUUAAAAGAAAAAAACCUUUUCCAGGUCAUAUAAACAAUGAUGGACAGAUGGAAGUCUGAGCAGGAAAAGUCAGAGUUUAUUGAGAUUCCAGAAUAACAAGUAACAUUGCAGCCGACAUCAAGUGUUUGUCAAGUGACAACAAGGUCGUUGUGUUCCACAGGAAAUAAUGUGGCUCUUUCCUUUUGUCAUAUGUGGGAAAAAAUCUGAAUGCCCUAAAACUGUGGCCUUGCAAGAAUAACUCUAACCCUUUUUAAAAAACAUAUUUUUUACUUUAGAGCGAGCAUGUCAAACUCAAAGGCUAACACGGGCCAAGUAAGCAAGUUUUUCGUUGAUGUGGGCCGCAAAAAAAAUGAAAGGUUCAGUUUUCAUAGAAUCUUAGGUUUAUUAAGGAAAGUAGAGUAUAAGAAAGUUGCCUAACUGACACUGGACAUCUUUGCGCUCGUUGGUGUUCAAAGUAAACAAAAGAGAGAAUUUAACAGUUUGGAAAUGGGACUGAAAUGGUGAAUGUAAACUGUUGCACAGCUGUAACAAACGAUGAUCUCAGCCAAUCCAAUGCUUUCCCAUCGGAAAGCAUUGGGAGGCUAUUGUGCAUGUGUGGUAAAAAGCUGUGCGGCCAAUUAUCCUCUCCAUGGGGAGCGUUCAGCGCCUCCAUGCAGACCCAGUCUAAUACACUGCUUCCUCCACUCUAAUUAAAUACACUGCCCCUUCUCCCGGCUCUCUAAUAUAAUACACUGCCCAUUAAUCUAACAUACCACUCCCUCCCCUCAUUCUAACACACUGCCCCCUCCACCAAUUCUAAUACAUGGGAUUUAGGGGUGAUUAUUUCUGAUGACUUAAAGGUAGGCAGACAAUGUAAUAGAGCAGCAGGAAAUGCUAGCAGAAUGCUUGGUUGUAUAGGGAGAGGUAUUAGCAGUAGAAAGAGGGGAAGUGCUCAUGCCAUUGUACAGAACACUGGUGAGACCUCACUUGGAGUAUUGUACACAGUACUGGAGACCGUAUCUUCAGAAGGAUAUUGAUACCUUAGAGAGGGUUCAGAGAAGGGCUACUAAACUGGUUCACGGAUUGCGGGAUAAAACUUACCAGGAAAGGUUAAAGGAUCUUAACAUGUAUAGCUUGGAGGAAAGACGAGACAGGGGGGAUAUGAUAGAAACAUUUAAAUAUAUAAAGGGAAUCAACACAGUAAAGGAGGAGACUAUAUUUAAAAAGAAGAAAAACUACCACAACAAGAGGACAUAGUCUUAAAUUAGAGGGACAAAGGUUUAAAAAUAAUAUCAGGAAGUAUUACUUACUGAGAGGGUAGUGGAUGCAUGGAAUAGCCUUCCAGCUGAAGUGGUAAAGGUUAACACAGUGAAGGAGUUUAAGCAUGCGUGGGAUAGGCAUAAGGCUAUCCUAACUAUAAGAUAAGACUAGGGACUAAUGAAAGUAUUUAGAAAAUUGGGCAGACUAGAUGGGCCGAAUGGUUCUUAUCUGCCGUCACGUUUCUAUUUUUCUACACUGCCCCUCCCCCCAAUCUAAUAUACUGCCCACAAAUCCAAUACACUGCCUCCCUCCCUCUCCCCCUAAUCUAAUACACCGUCCCCACUCCUCCACUCUAAUUGAAUACACUGCCCCCAAAAAGAUUUGCUGUAUUAGGUGUGAACAGACUCGCCGGUGGGGUAACUUGAAUCAAAAAUACAAAACUGCUUUUUGUAUUUUGAAUACACUGCCCUUCUCCCCAGCUCUCAAUUUUAAUACAAUGCCUCUUUCCCUCAAUUCUAAUACACUGCCUCCCCCCACCCUAACACACUACCCUCCCACCACACCAAUACACUGCCCCUCCCUCCCCAAAAUAAAUACAUUGCCCUCCCCCCAAUUUAAGACACAGCCACCUCUCCCACCACUCUAAUACACUUCCCCCCUCCCUCUCCCACCACUUUAAUACACUGCCACCCUCCCCAAUUUAAUACAUUGGCCCCCUACCUUCCCCAAAUUAAUAUAGUACCCCCUCACUAAAAUUAAUACACUGCUAACUCCCUCUCUAAAUUUAAUACACUACCCCCUCCCUCCUUCAAAUGAAUUCAAUGCCCCCCUUUUCCCAAUUUAGCACACUAAACAGAAAUGUCCCCCAAGCCCCUCUUACCCUACCUUAAGAUGAGCCACCCGUCCUCCAGUUCCAGCCAUGCUCUUCUCUGCUCAAGCAGGCCAGACGCUCCUCUGGCACUGCAUGCAGGACAGAAGGGGGAGUAACUGGCACAGCGAGCAGGACAGAGGGGUGAGUGGCUGGCACAGCGAGCAGUAUGGAAGGAUGAGUGGCUGGCACUGCGAGCAGGAUGGAAGGGGGAGUGGCUGGCACUGUGAGCAUGAGGGAAGGGGGAGUGGCUGGCACUGCGAGCAGGACGGAAGGGGGAGUGGCUGGCACUGCGAGCAGGACGGAUGGGGGAGUGGCUGGCACUGUGAGCAGGACGGAUGGGGGAGUGGCUGGCACUACGAGCAGGAGUGAAGGGGAGUGGCUGGCACUUCGAGCAGGAGGGAAGGGGGAGUGGCUGGCACUGCGAGCAGGACAGAAGGGUAGUGGCACAUGCUGCAAGUUUGACAUGUAUGGAUCUCUGAGGUGUCUACACAAGCUUGUAAACCCUGCGGAAACUUGUACCACUGCCUGUUCGACUUCCUGACCAGCUAGGAGAAAAGCAAUCGGGAGUAGGGAACUACCAAAACAAGGGAAGAAUUAAUUUCUUAAAAGCCAGGGGAAGCGUUCGGCGGUAUAACCACAGCAACCCCUGAAAGUCAACCGGCCAGCCUGACCAAUCUCUGGAACUGUUUUUGGCUACCACCUCAUCUGAACGCUCUUUGGAUAUGUUGUGUGCUCAGAUCAUGGCUAUUCAGGAAUAUGAUUUUUGUGGGGUUCCUGUACUGUUUUCAUGUAUUUUCAUUUUAUGUUAAAAUUGUAUGUAAGUUUUCUUAUUUGAGAGAUAAUUGAGUUAUCUUAAUUGGAGCUCAAUUAUCUCUCAAACACAAUGGUUUGUGGGAAGGAAACCCCAUGCUAGGGGCACUGUACAAAAAACAGAGUGUGACCUAAUAAAGCUCAGAUUGAAUCUCUACCCAAUACAACUGUUGCGUCCAUUAUAUUGUGAAACCUCUGCACAGCAAUAGCACCAUCACCAUAUGCAGUACAUCUCGAACUAGUUCUAGUGGAGGGUUGAAGGAAUAACGACAAUAGACUAGAGAACCCGUGACAGGAAGGUUCCCCUCCAACAUUACAGACUCACUCUCCGUGGUCCAAUCCAAUGCUUCUCAGAUAUUAAUAUUAAAGAUAUUACACUUCUAGAAUGGAUCUCGGAGGGUUUCCAGUUGAAGAAUGAUUUGACAAUGUUAUGCAAUAUACAGAAUUUGUGGCGAUUUCCUGAAUCCUAAAUCAAGUCUAAAUCCUGACUUCGACUGGUCACUGUUCCUUUUGGAUCAAAACCCAAUCUUUGGUUUAAAAAAAUGUGCGUUUAAAAUGUUGUUCCAUUGCUAAGGGGAUGCCCACAGAAUCGCAGUAAACAGAGUGAAACCCAAACCUGUCUGUUCACGUUUGUAUGUGAAGGUCGAAAUUCUGGGAUAGUUGUGGAAACAUGAUUUUUGGAAGUUUUAUCUUUACUAAUAAUGAUAAUCAUUUAAAAUGUUAUUUUGGCAUAUAUUAAACAAACUCACGCCGGAUUUGUCGUUUUAAGCGAGGCAUAUUAUCGGACUUUAUUAUAUUUUUUGUUAUUUUUUUUUGUUGUGAUUAUUUCCAGAAAGCUAGUACUGGCAAUUAUCUGUAAACAUGAGUUGCGUUAUUAUAAAGACAAUUAAUGUUGGUAAGUUAACGCAAAACCAUGCACGGCCUAUGGGAAAUGGGAAUGCCCAAUAACUGACUGACUAAUUAAUAGAGUGCAAUGAGUGUGCAGAUUAAUCUGUCUAAUUCUGAAUCAAACCAAAAUGUGAAAUUACUCUGCAUUAAAACUUUAAACCACUAGUUCGUGAAAUGAAAAGCAGCAGAUGUAUUUACUGUCAGACUAAAUUUUGAUAAGACCAUCUUUAAACGAGUUUCUGAAUGAGUCAAGCUCCACAAUGUGAAUCAGAGUGACAGGCAGCCCACUUGAGUCUGCAGAGCUGAGUGUGCUGCAGAUUAAAAUCUAAACUCAGAUGUGAGGACUCCACAGCUCAAUGAAGAAGUAAGUCUGAGCAGACCACCAGUCAGGAGAAGACUCGGAGAGGACAAUCUGUUGGUGGACGUGACACGCUUGCUUGAAGACUGUCAGAUACCACCAGGGAUAUUCUGGAUUCUUGGAUGGACUCUUGACUGAUUUUUCAAGUCAGAUCUAUCCUUCGGAGAGGGUCACUAACCUGAAGCUUUCAUUACGACAAAAAGUGGCUGUUCUCGGCUGGAAUUAAAUAAAAAUUCUUCACAUUUUUUCUUUCCUUUUUAUUUGAUCAGAGUCGGUAAUAGGAGUCGUAAUUUUCCCACGAGAGCUCAUACAGAAAUAAAAUAAACUUUCUCCUUGAAUUAGACGACCGCCUUUCAUUGGACAAUCUUCAAAGACACCCCAAAAAGUUCUGGUUGGUGGUUUGAGAUCUGGACGGUUGGUGGUUUGUGGUCUGCCUGUUUCGUGGUUUGAGAUCUGGACAAUUGGUUGUUUCUGUGCUGUCCAUUUGGUAAUUGGUGUUCUCCUAGUGAAUGAAUUCCUGAAACAAUUUAUUUUUUAACUUUACUGAAAUGGAGGUGUCUCUGUUGGUGAUAAUAUCAUCUCUGGUGUUCCAAGUAAGUGGGUUUUAAUAGUCUGAUAAAUUGUCCAUGCUUGUAGUAAAUAAUUAUUAUAUUAAACUCUUACACGUGUACUCUGAAAUGACUGUGACUCCAUGUAGCCAACACGCUUUCAUUUAAAAAUAUCUCUAGAUAUGUUAAUCCAGUUUAAUGUAUUAUACUAAUAAUAUAGUAAUCUUUACCACUUCCACAUACCCACCACCCUUUCAGUGCAGAAUAGCUGUAUAUCCAUCCAAUGACCAUUUCAAUAUCCAUACUGUAUAAUCCUCUACCACAUCUGCUGGGAGAUAACUCCAUAUACCUGCUAUCAUUUCAGACAAGUAAUCAUUUCUUAGAUACAGUCACAGUCUAUUUGUUCUAAUUUGUUCUAAUUUCAAAGAGUAUGUUCAGACCACAGCUGUAACAUUUGCACGUUUCGUAUGAAUCAUAAUCUGUCCCCUUCCUAUAAUCUGAUUAUAUCAAAUACAGCUGAAAGAUAUCACGAUGCUUACGACAAUAACAGUAUCGAUUGUAAGCUCUUUAGAGCAGGGUCCUCCUCAACCUAUUGUUCCUGUAACAUUUUGUAAUUGUCUCAUUUAUUGUUACAUUUCCCCGUUUUAAAUAUUGUAAUGAGCUGCGGAAUAAGUUGGCGAUACCAAUAAUACUAAUAUUAAUCAGCCUUAAGUGACUGACCUGUGUGCUGUUGGGAUUUAAAGGGUUAGCUAGUCAAUGAGAGUUUUUAGGGCACUGUAUUACAGAUCAGGCACACUGAUAGCUGUUGCUGCUUUGCAUAUUAUCUCACUCAGGCUUUCCGUCACCAACCAGGGACUCUAUAGGUGUUAUUCUUAAAGAGCUAUUCUGGGGCAUGAUUCUAAAAGGGGAGCAAUACGCUGGAACAUUCCAUUGGUUUCCACGGUAACUGCUCCAGUUUUAGAACAUUUUAUUAGAAAAGUACAUCUUUUGUACUCAAAGAUCAGAGAGAUGUCAAUGAGAGAAUCUCUAUUUAGUUACAGAGUUAAAUUUUUUUACUUCUGAUAGACUCUAUCCCCUAAAACCGGAUUUAUCUCUUUAUUGUUAUUAAGAGGCAUUUAUAAUUCUUUCCGUGGUGCUGCGUUUGGCUUUAAUUAGAUAUGGGGGGAUUAUUAUUAUUAGUCAAUCUUGCAUGAGAUAAAAUAUUGAACUUUCCAUUGUUUGAUCUUUGAGCGUGGGGUUUUCAGAGCUGCUGAGAGUCUGCAUAAUUGAUUUGUCAUUUAGAAACUUUUAGCAAUUUAUCUUAAGCUUGACAAAUAGUUGAUCAGGGCUGUAAAACGCACACAUUGUUUACUAUACAAGGUGUCAUUGGGUACGUGGACUGGGUUCCAAGCAGAGGUGGUAAGGAUAUAUUGAAAAUUUUGCUGAGUACACACUCGGUGUGUCCCUCUCACAGAGGCUGACACUCCAUGUAAAGGGGUCAAUGGUCGGAAUUUGAAAACCAUAAGAGGGCUAGGAUUGGCUGAGAAGAUUAUGUAACUUCUUAAUCUCCAUGGAGAACUCACUGCGAGCACCUGAAAAUGCAGUGGUUUCAAGUGUGAUAAUAUACUUUUUAUUUGCCUUUUCAUUUUUACAUUUUUUUGCAACCUUAGCGAUAGCUAUAUGCUAUAUAAAAUAAUAAGAAUGCAGGUCUGUCAACAGGAGGACUGCUAUUCAGUAACCAGUUAAAGCAGAACUAUCACAUGGAGAAUGAUGCGAUGUCCGACAACUAAAUAAAAUAUAGCAAAUAAGAGUUGUACAAUUUAUUUUCCAAAAAUGUUGACAUUUUAAAAAAAAACAAAAAAAACUUAGCAUCAAUCAAAGCAUAUUGUGCAAUUUAUUGUAACUCCUGUAGUGCAGCAUGCACGGUGCAUGGGAAGGAAUGCCUGGGCAAAGCAUGUUCUUGUAUCGCAUUUCUCAGUAGAUGCCCACGUUCGCCCAAAGCAUCAUGUGGUGGCAAAGUCACCCUGGACAGGGAAGUAGUACAGCUGAGGUAAGUUGUUUUUACCUAUUGCUACUGUACUACUCCACAGCUCCCAAUUGUCCUGCUUUUUGGCAGAACAGUCCUGAUUUCAGGGUCUUGUCCCACCUUCCCAAUUUAGUUCCCUAGUGUUUCCACAUUUGAGGAAACCAGAGAACUGUUCCUGGGCAGCACUGUGUGGGCGCUUCAUUAGACUCGCUGGCCUGUAUGUUGGGGGCUGGGCAGGAGGCUGUGUGUCUGUGUCCUCCCCUUUAUGUUUAUCACUUCUUAUAGAAUUCAGUAAUCACUAAACUAAGAAUUACAGUGAACUGAAAACUGAUUUUAAAAAUGCAGGCUAAAAUAGUCUAUCUGUGACUUUUGCUGAGUUGGACAAUGUUUCCAAACCUGCUAUAUUGGCCUCAAUGUAUCAAGUCAGUUUUCAAUUUACUACAAUUUCCUUUUAAUGAAUAAGGCCCUCUAUUGGUGCAGCCGGAGCAAAGUAUGUUCUGCGGGGCCCAAUACGUUGUGUGGAAACUAUGAACUAUAUUUUACGUUUCCGUAACGCUGGGCUACAUCAGAUCACACUGAAUGAGGUAAACAUAUGGAUUUAGCCUGAUCUGCUGUUUUUAUCAGUCUUUCUGCUCUCAAUACGAUCAAAGACUUUUCACAGGCCGUGAGAUGGUUUUUGUGGUUUAAGGUUUUUUACAACCAGCCCUGAAUGACGAGCCUGGAGGGAAAUUAUGAUGAUUUAAUUCGAAACUCUUACUGACAUGAGCUAACCCGAGAUAAGAGACAUUUCGCAGUAUUUUCUUUUUGUGAUUGAAGUAUAGAUUUUGCUAUUUCUUAAACAGAAUACAUCGAAAACAAUGUUGAAACGUGCAUUCUAUGUAUUAUUUUACUGGGUUCUUUAACCCCCCUUCAAAGACCUGUGAUAAAAUGAGAGGGGGUGCAAUCUUUUAAAGUCAAAGACGUUUGCAAUAAUAUAUUAUUUAUAAACAGUGAGUUGGCGAGAAAAAAAUCUCGUUCUACGGUGUUAUUAAAUUUCUUCUUUAGAUAUCUGCUAUUUCAGCAGAUAUUUUGUAGGUCAGUAAAGUACUCAUCAACACCCAUUGUCUAGCGCAGGACUACAUAAAUGGCAUACAUGGCUGUAACGUCGGAUGGUAAACUAGCUCAUAUCCUUCCUAUUCUCUACCUCUAAUGUGUAACAAGAAAUCCCAUGAAACUAUUCAAUAUUCUAUUUCCAGUGGAUUCCAAAUUCAGGUGCAGCAAAUAAUUUAUUGUGGGCUGUAGCCUAGGGCCACAGAGCCACUAAAAUAGCAUUGAAUAGAAUUAAAUAAACCAAAUUCUGGGACAAAACGCAGGGUCAUGAGCCACUAGUCUAGUGAUUAAAUCUCUUAAGAAUUAAUUCAUUAAUAUGUUAAAGUAGUAGAGUUCCACAGGUGUCACAAUGUAAGGUGAAGAAAAAUAAUUAUUUAUUGGAAAUCAAAAAGGACAAAAAAAGAUACAACGUUUCGGCCCAGAGGCCUUGGUCAUGUAUAUCAGGCCUCUAGGCCAAAAUUUUGUAUCUUUUUUGAUCUCCAAUAAAAAAAAAAAAAAUUGCCUUCACCUUACAUUGUGACGCCUGUGGAACUCUACUUCUUGUUGCUCCUGGUGGGCUGCGGAACCCCCUCCACAGAGCUCCUAUGUAAAUUUACUUGUGUGUUUCACUCCUUUGACUUUAUAUGUUAAAGGAACACUCCAAACACCAUAACCACUGCAGCAUGCAGUAGUGGCUAUGAUUCCUGAAGUGCCAUGGUCUGCCAUAAGAUUAGUAAACUCCCCUCCCUUUCAUGGCUUUACUGUUUAGUGAAUGAUCCCCUGAUUUGCAAACUAUUGGUAACAAGUUCUAACAACGUGACUCGGAUCACAAUGAUUGGUUUAACUUUCAAUCUGAGUAACGCCGACCCCACUGUUACUGUAACCAGUUCACAAUCCGAGACCCAAGUCAUCUCUGGCUGUGACCGUUAGUUUGCGGUCAUGAAAUUAAUUCUGCAUUAAAUCAUGCAGCUAGGAUGAUGCAUGCUGCCGGCGCCACACAAACUGAGCUUAGUACGCACACAGAUCAUGAAAGGAAUAACAAGUUAUUAGAUCAAUCGUUCUCAACCUCACGACACACUCACAGUCCCCGAUUUAUAGGAUAAUUCACUAAGGUAACAGUUGGAUUUUAAAUUCAGGGCCAAAAUAGCUUAAUUGGAAAAAGCUCCAUAUUAUGAAUGGUUUCAGUUUUUGCUAAUUUUAGUCGAAACUUUUAAAUUCACUCUAUUCACUAGUGAAUAUCUUACUCAUUUCCCUGUUUUGUUCCAAUUCAGACAUGAGUGCCCUAAAACUUAAACGGAAGCCACUCUGCUAGCAGAUAUUAUCCUCUCGAUGUUGGUUUCUGUGUUUUUUAACUUUGCAAAGGACAAAAAUAACUCAAGUGCGAUAAACCACAGAAAAAAAGUGUCCUUAAUGACUUCAUUCAUUCUCUUCCUAGAAACGUUAAGAGAAAGGUACGUGGCUAUAGUGGCUGAACACGUGUCUCACUGAGGAGUGUACAAAGCAGGGACGGUGUACCAGUAUGAACUUUAAGGAAGAUGUCAAGUUGAAGUAGAACCCUCUUCUUAAAUGUAUCAUGGCGCUAAAAUGUUAAAAAUAAAUAAUACAAAAAACAAUACAUCACAACUGCCCUUGUGUGCUGCAAAUCUGUGGUUUCUGUUAGGACUGGCAACUGGCUGUGAAUUUGAAGCCAAACUAGCAGCCCAGCAUGUUAGCAUGCACAUAUCGCAUGAUCUGGGGUAUUUGUAAUAAGUAAUCUCAUAUCACAACAUGCCUAAAAAAAUUGCCAUGGCUUUUUUUCCCCACGAAGGAUUCACUGUGCCCAGCAAGUGUGCCAUGGUACAUUAAUAUACACUGUGCCCAGCAAGUGUGCCAUGGUACAUUAAUAAACACUGUGCCCAGCAAGUGUGCCAUGGUACAUUAAUAUACACUGUGCCCAGCAAGUGUGCCAUGGUACAUUAAUAUACACUGUGCCCAGCAAGUGUGCCAUGGUACAUUAAUAUACACUGUGCCCAGCAAGUGUGCCAUGGUACAUUAAUAAACACUGUGCCCAGCAAGUGGGCCAUGGUACAUUAAUAAACACUGUGCCCAGAAAGUGUGCCAUGGUAGAUUAAUAAACACUGUGCCCAUCAAGUAUGCCCAUGUUUAAAGGCCCUAGCAACCUCGACUUGAAAUGCAUAGGAAAGUUGCUAUGUUCCCGCAGUGACCAAAUUUCAUGCAAUUUUGAUGCAAAGGUCACAGACAAACAGUUCCAUGAAUUUGGCAAGGAAACGGUUCAGGAUUUGUUUCCAAAAUGUAGCAAUAUUCAUACAUUUUAAAUUGCAUGUAUUCUCCACCACAUACAUGUAGUCUUAAAGCGGCACUGUCAUGCCAAACUUACAUUUCUUUAAUCGCUUUCUCCUCUCUCAGGAUCUGUUCUCUGUUUCUUCCUAUCUGAUCUAGAAUGAAACUCCGAUCCGAUUUUUUCUUUGCCUAGUGUGGCAAAAAUCCUUUCACCGGCCCUGCCCCUACUCGCUAUAUCGCGAGUAGAGACAUGUCUACUAAACAAUGAGCAGUCAGUGGCCCCACUUGCCACUCAUGAGUGGGGGCCAGGGGGGAGGACAAUAGGUCCCCCCCAUUUUCAUUUAGGGCCUCCACUCAUCACCCAUGGGUGGGGGCAGGGGGGGAGGACAAUAGGUGUUCCCCCAUUUUCAUUUAGGGCCCCCACCCGCCGCUAAUGCGUGGGGGCCAAGGGGGACCCUAUGUCCCCCAUUUAUUUGCAUAGCUCGUUUACAUUUUAUAAAGAGGGAGCUGCGCGCCAGUAGCUCCCUCCUUGUAAUAAACGAACGAACAAACGAAAACCGAUAUUCAGUGUUUGUUUGUUCGUCUGAAAUUUCUAUUCAUUCCUUCAUCUUUCUGACGAAUGAAUGAAUAGACGAAAUUCCCAAAGCGAAUGAUCAAGUGUAUAACUAGUGUGGGCAUAUGACGUGUCCCACAAGGACUUCAUCUACCCACACAAAGACGGGGCACCCAGGACCUAGGUCCGGGCACAAAAUGAAGAUUAAAUAAUAGAUAAUAUGGGGGCUUGGGGGCAUUUGGGGUGACUAUGGGGACAAGUAGAUGUAGUGGAGUUGGGAGGGGGUUUUUUAAAAAUAAAAAUAAAAAAUGGAUUCGGCCAUGACAGUGCUGCUUCAACACAGCACAGAGGACACAAAUCUUGUUCCUUAUACAGUAUAUCCCAUAACGUGUUCAGGAACCACAGAGUACUGUGCCCUGGGUGCCUCUUUCAGAGAGUAAUAUUCACUUAAGAGUUAGGUUUGAACGGCAUAGCAUGUUUACUCGUUUACAUACAAAUAUACACGUCUGAAAAAUGUAUGGAUAAUAUCGAACAAAAAAUUGCAAUUGUAGGUGCAUGGAAUAGCCUUUCAGAAGAAGUGGUACUUUCGCUAAUAUUGUAUUUUCAUUAAUCCAAUCAAAGUAAUAUCAAUAAUAUAUCAAUAACUUUUAUGUAAGCAUCUCUAGUACAUUUUGCAGUAAUUGCUUUUUAAAGAGCUGUCAUUGGUUCCGAGUACAAACACGAGAUUAAAGCCCUCAGAAUGUCAGUAGCCAAUCAAACGGCACAUGUGAGAAGCAAACUAAAUUAAAUGAUUUUAGGGAUCAGAUGGUAACAUGAUCAGAUGUGCUCCUUGGCCUUAAUUAGAAUUUAGAUCAACAUCAGACUGGCUUCUAAUAUAAUUUUAUAUAUAUAUAUAUAUAUAUAUAUAUAUAUAUGGUGUCUUCCAAAAACAUUGUAGCUCUACAGGACAAACAGCAUAGCAAUUUAUAUUCGUACUUUAAGCAUUACUGUAUUUUUUAAAUUACUUUUUUGUUUUUUUAUCUAAGGUGACAGAUGGACGUGUGACCUGUUCCAGUGCGGAAUAUUACAAUGAAAAGCUAGAGGAAUGUUGCGCAGUCUGCCAGACAGGUCAGUAAAUUUACCGUAUACUCCCACCAAUAAUAUAUCUAUACAGGAUGUGAUCACGUGGGUUUUUUACCAAUAUAUUGCAUUAAUAAUGUAUGAACCGGUCCCAGCAGUCCCUCUCAGUGUUUGGGAUUGCUCCCAGGAGUCUCUCUCUCUGUGUUUGGGAUUGGUCCCAGGAGUCUCUCUCUCAGUGUUUGGGAUUGGUCCCAGGAGUCUCUCUCUCAGUGUUUGGGAUUGGUCCCAAGAGUCUCUCUCAGUGUUUGGGAUUGGUCCCAGGAGUCUCUCUCUCAGUGUUUGGGAUUUCUCCCAGGAGUCUCUCUCUCAGUGUUUGGGAUUGCUCCCAGGAGUCUCUCUCUCAGUGUUUGGGAUUGGUCCCAGGAGUCUCUCUCACAGUGUUUGGGAUUGGUCCCAGGAGUCUCUCUCACAGUGUUUGGGAUUGGUCCCAGGUGUCUCUCUCUCAGUGUUUGGGAUUGGUCCCAGGAGUCUCUCUCUCAGUGUUUGGGAUUGGUCCCAGGAGUCUCUCUCUCAGUGUUUGGGAUUGGUCCCAGGAGUCUCUCUCUCAGUGUUUGGGAUUGGUCCCAGGAGUCUCUCUCUCAGUGUUUGGGAUUGGUCCCAAGAGUCUCUCUCAGUGUUUGGGAUUGGUCCCAGGAGUCUCUCUCUCAGUGUUUGGGAUUUCUCCCAGGAGUCUCUCUCUCAGUGUUUGGGAUUGCUCCCAGGAGUCUCUCUCUCAGUGUUUGGGAUUGCUCCCAGGAGUCUCUCUCACAGUGUUUGGGAUUGGUCCCAGGAGUCUCUCUCACAGUGUUUGGGAUUGGUCCCAGGAGUCUCUCUCUCAGUGUUUGGGAUUGGUCCCAGGAGUCUCUCUCUCAGUGUUUGGGAUUGGUCCCAGGAGUCUCUCUCUCAGUGUUUGGGAUUGGUCCCAGGGGUGUCUCUCUCACAGUGUUUGGGAAUGGUCCCAGGAGUCUCUCUCUCAGUGUUUGGGAUUGGUCCCAGGAGUGUCUCUCUCAGUGUUUGGGAUUGCUCCCAGGAGUCUCUCUCUCAGUGUUUGGGAUUGCUCCCAGGAGUCUCUCUCUCAGUGUUUGGGAUUGCUCCCAGGAGUCUCUCUCACAGUGUUUGGGAUUGGUCCCAGGCGUGUCUCUCUCAGUGUUUGGGAUUGGUCCCAGGAGUCUCUCUCUCUGUCUUUGGGAGUGGUCCCAGGGGUGUCUCUCAGUGUUUGGGAUUGGUCCCAGGAGUCUCUCUCAGUGUUUGGGAUUGGACAAUCUCAUAUCUUACUGGAAGGGGUGCUGUAGGAUGGGUGAUGUUUCCCAGGGGUGUCUCUCAAUGUUUGGGAUUGGUCCCAGGAGUCUCUCUCUCAGUGUUUGGGAUUGGUCCCAGGAGUCUCUCUCUCAGUGUUUGGGAUUGGUCCCAAGAGUCUCUCUCAGUGUUUGGGAUUGGUCCCAGGAGUCUCUCUCUCAGUGUUUGGGAUUUCUCCCAGGAGUCUCUCUCUCAGUGUUUGGGAUUGCUCCCAGGAGUCUCUCUUUCAGUGUUUGGGAUUGGUCCCAGGAGUCUCUCUCACAGUGUUUGGGAUUGGUCCCAGGAGUCUCUCUCACAGUGUUUGGGAUUGGUCCCAGGAGUCUCUCUCUCAGUGUUUGGGAUUGUUCCCAGGAGUCUCUCUCUCAGUGUUUGGGAUUGGUCCCAGGAGUCUCUCUCUCAGUGUUUGGGAUUGGUCCCAGGAGUCUCUCUCUCUGUGUUUGGGAUUGGUCCCAGUCUCUCUCAGUGUUUGGGAUUGGUCCCAGGAGUCUCUCUCUCUGUCUUUGGGAGUGGUCCCAGGGGUGUCUCUCAGUGUUUGGGAUUGGUCCCAGGAGUCUCUCUCAGUGUUUGGGAUUGGACAAUCUCAUAUCUUACUGGAAGGGGUGCUGUAGGAUGGGUGAUGUUUCCCAGGGGUGUCUCUCAAUGUUUGGGAUUGGUCCCAGGAGUCUCUCUCUCAGUGUUUGGGAUUGGUCCCAGGAGUCUCUCUCUCAGUGUUUGGGAUUGGUCCCAAGAGUCUCUCUCAGUGUUUGGGAUUGGUCCCAGGAGUCUCUCUCUCAGUGUUUGGGAUUUCUCCCAGGAGUCUCUCUCUCAGUGUUUGGGAUUGCUCCCAGGAGUCUCUCUCUCAGUGUUUGGGAUUGGUCCCAGGAGUCUCUCUCACAGUGUUUGGGAUUGGUCCCAGGAGUCUCUCUCACAGUGUUUGGGAUUGGUCCCAGGUGUCUCUCUCUCAGUGUUUGGGAUUGGUCCCAGGAGUCUCUCUCUCAGUGUUUGGGAUUGGUCCCAGGAGUCUCUCUCUCAGUGUUUGGGAUUGGUCCCAGGAGUCUCUCUCUCAGUGUUUGGGAUUGAGUCUCUCUCUCAGUGUUUGGGAUUGGUCCCUCUCUCUCAGUGUUUGGGAUUGGUCCCAGGGGUGUCUCUCUCACAGUGUUUGGGAAUGGUCCCAGGAGUGUCUCUCUCAGUGUUUGGGAUUGCUCCCAGGAGUCUCUCUCUCAGUGUUUGGGAUUGCUCCCAGGAGUCUCUCUCUCAGUGUUUGGGAUUGCUCCCAGGAGUCUCUCUCACAGUGUUUGGGAUUGCUCCCAGGAGUCUCUCUCACAGUGUUUGGGAUUGGUCCCAGGCGUGUCUCUCUCAGUGUUUGGGAUUGGUCCCAGGAGUCUCUCUCUCUGUCUUUGGGAGUGGUCCCAGGGGUGUCUCUCAGUGUUUGGGAUUGGUCCCAGGAGUCUCUCUCAGUGUUUGGGAUUGGACAAUCUCAUAUCUUACUGGAAGGGGUGCUGUAGGAUGGGUGAUGUUUCCUCAUUCUCCUCCCCAAAUCUCAGCUCCCUUGUUUGUUUUGUAGGAAAUAGCAAAUCCUGUGUGAAUUUUAAGAUUCUCAGUGGAUUGUUGAGACUAUCAGACAGGAUUAUUUACUAAAGCGAGAAUUCAGAGUGAAUUUAAAAUUUAAAGCCAGAGUAGCCGAACUGAAAUCAUGGGUUGAUUACAGAAUUGUUCUAGUUUGGCUACUUUAGGCUCCACAAAAAAAAUCCAGAGCACUUACAACAUUAUACAAACACGCCAGCUUGCUGUCAUUCUGGCGUGCAUGGGCUCUGGGUCAAUGUGCGUUGUCCAUGACUCUAAUUAUGCUAGUAUCAGACCUGACAAUGUUGGCAUGUGCUCUGGGUCAAUGCGCGUUGUCCAUGACGCUAAUGAUCCCAAUAUCAGACCUGACAAUGUUGGCCUGUGCUCUGGGUCAAUGCGCGUUGUCCAUGAUGCUAAUUUCCCAAUAUCAGACCUGACAAUGUUGGCAUGUGCUCUGGGUCAAUGCGCGUUGUCCAUGAUGCUAAUUUCCCAAUAUCAGACCUGACAAUGUUGGCAUGUGCUCUGGGUCAAUUUGCGUUGUCCAUGACGCUAAUUUCCCAGUAUUAGACCUGACAAUGUUGGCAUGUGCUCUGGGUCAAUGCGCGUUGUCCAUGACGCUAAUUAUCCCAAUAUCAGACCUGACAAUGUUGGCCUGUGCUCUGGGUCAAUGUGCGUUGUCCAUGAUGCUAAUUUCCCAAUAUCAGACCUGACAAUGUUGGCCUGUGCUCUGGGUCAAUGUGCGUUGUCCAUGAUGCUAAUUUCCCAAUAUCAGACCUGACAAUGUUGGCCUGUGCUCUGGGUCAAUGCGCGUUGUCCAUGAUGCUAAUUUCCCAAUAUCAGACCUGACAAUGUUGGCCUGUGCUCUGGGUCAAUGUGCGUUGUCCAUGAUGCUAAUUUCCCAAUAUCACACCUGACAAUGUUGGCCUGUGCUCUGGGUCAAUGCGCGUUGUCCAUGAUGCUAAUUUCCCAAUAUCAGACCUGACAAUGUUGGCAUGUGCUCUGGGUCAAUGCACGUUGUCCAUGACGCUAAUGAUCCCAAUAUCAGACCUGACAAUGUUGGCAUGUGCUCUGGGUCAAUGCGCAUUGUCCAUGAUGCUAAUUAUCCCAAUAUCAGACCUGACAAUGUUGGCAUGUGCUCUGGGUCAAUGCGCGUUGUCCAUGACGCUAAUUUCCCAAUAUCAGACCUGACAAUGUUGGCAUGUGCUCUGGGUCAAUGCGCGUUGUCCAUGAUGCUAAUUAUCCCAAUAUCAGACCUGACAAUGUUGGCAUGUGCUCUAGGUCAAUGUGCGUUGUCCAUGAUGCUAAUUUCCCAAUAUCAGACCUAACAAUAUUGGCAUGUGCUCUGGGUCAAUGCGCGUUGUCCAUGACGCUAAUUUCCCAAUAUCAGACCUGACAAUGUUGGCAUGUGCUCUGGGUCAAUGCGCAUUGUCCAUGACGCUAAUUUCCCAAUAUCAGACCUGAAAAUGUUGGCCUGUGCUCUGGGUCAAUGCGCGUUGUCCAUGACGCUAAUUAUCCCAAUACCAGACCUGACAAUUUGGCAGACAGGAAAGAAAAAGACUGAACCCGCAUCUCACAUGUUCUUUUCUUUUUAUUUAGGAUUUGAGAAACGUCAUUUGUGCAUAAAAGACCCAAGUAAGGAUUGCAAGCAGCCAUGCCCUAAGGGAUAUUACAUCAACUGGGAAGAUCGUCCAGCUAGAUGUUGCUACUGCGCCAAUUGCAAGCAAGGUAAUUCAUUCUAACGAUCGAGACUUGAGGUCGACUGCACCCAGCUUAGAUUAUAUUAUUUUCCUGCAAAUUUUAUCAAACUGCAUUUGAACAAUCCACCAGGGAGGAAAAAGUUAGCUAUUGAUGUUCUAAACAUUUCUCUUUCAGUGUAGAAUCCAUUUAGUAGAGAUAUAAAUAUGAGGCAGAGGCUACAGCUCCUGAAACAUUGGAAAGCACUAUUUCUAGAAGGUCAUGGUCACACUCAAAGUAUUAUUCUUUUAAUAUUCCUGUAAAAUGUAGAUUUUGGGGAAUUCAAAUUGAAUUUCAAAUUUUAAACCAAAAUAGCCAAACCGAAAAUAAAAAAAUCUAACUUUGAGAAUAUUUUCGAUUCAACAAUUUUGGCCUUAAAAUUUAAAAUGCUCUUUGAAUUUCCAAAAAGUCCCUUAAAUCAAUAACCCUGUAACCCUCUACCUAGGAAGUUAUGGGUUCACCUCAAAACAGCUAAGACUGGAGGUUGACACUUUUAUACCUCAAAACACUGUUUGGUUACCAUGGCAACCAGUGUAGGCCGCCUGUUAUAGAGUGUUUAGGAGUUUCAUAUCUCCUUUACUUUAUGUCUGUUCUGGUAACAAUGUUUAUGUGUCUUCCAGAUCCUGAUCUUAUAGAGGUACAACCUUGUUCCGCUAGUUCCAACGCAAUUUGCCAUUGUCGACCUGGUUUCUACUGUAAAACCCCUUUAGAGAAUACGUGUGCGCGGUGCGUGUCCCACCAGAAAUGUACGCCGGGAUUCAGGGUAAAGAAAGCAGGUAAUGGGUGCAAGAAAAAUGCUUAAAGGUCGACUCUACAACCACGCCCAAGGGUGGACAGAGUAAUGUAAAACUCGAACAGUUUUUAAACAAAUACUAUUCUAUAAAAUGAUAUUCUUCUUCGUUACGCACAUGCCGGUAUCACUAAUUAUACCACUUUCCUGUUGUAUAAAAGAGUUUUUAUUUCCUAUGUUAGUCUUGUGAUCUCUGUGAUUUUGCUUUAUCAUUAUUUGAACAAUGUGAGACAUGGUGGUUAUAGUGCAGAGAGUGAUGUAUCCAGGGCUGUAAUUAUGAGAUGCAGUGUUAUAGAUAAACCAAUAGGAUUAGGGUGGCUGUGGGUUAGGGAUGUUUAUCUUUAGGGGGAUUUGGUGUUAAUAGAGCCUACAAAUAAAUACUUUCUAGCUAACCUUAACUCUGGUGACACUGCCCUAUUGAGCACAGCGCCAUUCCCGCGCCAUUAAAUGAUGAUGAAUAAAUCUAAACUUUAUAUGCAAAUCCUGCAUGGCAGAGUUCCACGAGAGCAUUUUAGGGGAGGUUUAUCAAUCCACGCCAUGUGCUAUUCUGGGCACAAACUGCUAAAUGCUGAGACAUCCUACUGGUUCUCACUCUGAUCAUUCUGAUUAUUUAUCACUUUGUCCCAGAACAGCACUUGAUAUAUUUCACAUCGUCAAGAGGGGACUCCAUUUACUGGAUCUGGGCCAUUUCACUUUAUACAGAAAAGGUUUAUUAAACUGGAAAUUGAUUAAACUGCACAGUUCAGGCCUAAAAUCAGCUCGGUCAGUUUUGCACAAUUCUAGUUUAAUUUAGUGGGAAAAAAGCAGACGAAUAUAAUUAAUAAUAUGUGGUUAAAUUUGCCAAACAGGACAAAAGAGAUAAAAUACAUCUGAUUCUUUUUAAUUCAUAUUCACAUUUACUACUCUAGAUUGAAAGAUCAUAUGAACAGGGUCCCUCAUCUACCUAUUGUUCCUGGAACAAUUUGUAAUUCUCUCUUUAUUGUACAAUUCACCCUUAAUAAAGCACUGCUAAUAGACUGACACUGUAUAAAUACCAAUGAGAAUAAUAUAUGGUCCCAUACUACAUAGUAUGUAUAUAAAAACCGUCAAAUCAAUGUCUAUGUUUGCAGGGAACGCAUUCAAUGACACAGUGUGUGAAGAGUGUCCGCUAGGAUCACAUUCCAAUGGUUCUGAAGGAUGUAAAUCUCACACAACGUAAGGACUAACUCCAUGAAACCUUCAUAUGGCCAGGGAAUAGCCAUGGGUGGGAUCUCAGGGAAUUAUAUCACAUGGCUGGCUCCCUCCCAGACCUUCCCACCUCCUGGACAGCUCACUAAGAAUGCAGCUUCAAAAUGGAUGCUGUCCAGGAGGUGGGAGGGUCUGUGAGGGAGGGUCUGCUGCUGAUUGGCUUGAAUGUGUCAGCUGACUGGAGUCCGCGGCGAACCGUUCGUGGCGAACAGUUCGCGAACCGUUCAGCGAACAGUUCAGGACAUCACUAGCUGGGAUCUCAGGGUAUUAUAUCACAUGACUGGGAUCUCAGGGUAUUAUAUCACAUGACUGGGAUCUCAGGGUAUUAUAUCACAUGGCUGGGAUCUCAGGGUAUUAUAUCACAUGACUGGGAUCUCAGGGUAUUAUAUCACAUGGCUGGGAUCUCAGGGUAUUAUAUCACAUGACUGGGAUCUCAGGGUAUUAUAUCACAUGGAUGGGAUCUCAGGGUAUUAUAUCACUGGAUGGGAUCUCAGGGUAUUAUAUCACAUGACUAGGAUCUCAGGGUAUUAUAUCACAUGACUAGGAUCUCAGGGUAUUAUAUCACAUGGCUGGGAUCUCAGGGUAUUAUAUCACAUGGCUGUGAUCUCAGGGUAUUAUAUCACAUGGCUGGGAUCUCAGGGUAUUAUAUCACAUGGCUGGGAUCUCAGGGUAUUAUAUCACAUGGCUGAGAUCUCAGGGUAUUAUAUCACAUGGAUGGGAUCUCAGGGUAUUAUAUCAUAUGACUGGGAUCUCAGGGUAUUAUAUCACAUGGCUGGGAUCUCAGAGUGUUAUAUCACAUGGCUGGGAUCUCAGGGUAUUAUAUCACAUGGCUGGGAUAUUAGGGUAUUUUAGUCAAAAAGAAUAGAAAACACAUAAUUUUAUAUCAAAAGAAAAAUAACAGCAUUUGCAUUUUUUUCAGUCGACUUCUCAAACCAACAAUGCAGAAUUUUGUACGAAAUAAAACGAGUAAACGUACACCAGAUCUCUAUUUAACUGCCCACAAACCCCUCACAACCCGGCAUCAACAUGUGACUGUCAGUCACUCAAUGGCAACAACUGGAUCUGAUUCUGUGUCUUUGGUACCAACUGUUACGGCAGAUACUGGUAUGUAAAAUACAGUAAAAACUUUUCUUUUUACCAAUUUGAUUGUAAGUGUGCAUGCAACAGCCGAAAAGGAUAUGAGUAACUCUCACUGUCAGAAAGAUGUCUAAAUAGUAACUAAUAAUCAUUAUUCUGGCAAUGACAUAAUAGGAGGAUGUCCCCCAAUUGCCCAAUUAUUUCACAGCAGCAAACUGUGUGAUUCUGAAAUCCUGAGACUCGCCCUUAGAAACUUGACAUUAAUCUUGAAACCCUGUUAAUAUGGCCUGUGGCAGUGUGAGGGGACACUGCUAUAUUAGCCCCAGAAUGGCACUUUCGGUGUUCCCUGAAUGGAGGGGGUUAAAAAUCAGGUUGCUUUAGUACAUCAAUUAGGGAGCUACAUAAACCCUAUGCAGAGGGAAAUCAGUCUCUCCUGUGAAGAGCUGGGGUAGAGACAGAGAGACUGCUGAAACUGUGUGGAAAGUAAAGGUAUUUUGCAAGCCUUUAUUUUUAUUUGUUAAACUACUGGGGUCAGCUUUUUGCCCAUGCACACGGGAGCCUGCCCAUUCAUUUUGAUAAUCUUCCCAUUGACACAGACAUCCUGAUACAUUCUAUUACUGCUUCAGGUUCCAAGACACUUGUAAAAUACCUCGCCUGUUAGUGUAUACUCCCCUAACACGUGUACCUUUUCUGAUAUGUGUAUACCUUUCCAGGUACUUUGUUUCCGUGGUACAUCGUGGGGGGGAUUAUCUGUUUACUAAUCCUGGUAAUAAGUCUCAGAUUUGCUUGGAAGCAGAAUAUUUGGAAAAUGAAACCAUUGAUUUCAAAUCAGAAAGGUAAGAGAUUAGCUAAUCAUUUUCAGACAUUUCAUCACAGAGGAUCCUUUUUUUCUGUUUAGUAACAUUAUAAAAUAAACCGUCACAGUCAGAGAAUGCAGCAGGAAGUAUCUAAGGUACCGGCCACCAACUGACCUAUUGAUGCACCCCUUACCGGUAUUUAUCUACAGAUUAUUUCUUUAUUGAGGUUCUUUGAAUUCAACUAAUUGCACCAACUCACAUUGCUAGUAUAAUGGAGGGGCGUCAAGAAUCCCUUGCUGCUGAUAACAUCAUCAAAUGUCAUAGUGUAGUCACCACCAGAAGUCAUAGUAACAGUCAACCACUAGUAACUGCCACAGUAUCAGUUAGUCAGCACUAAUUACCAUGCUACUCGUUACAAACAAUCAACUGCCAUAUGGACAUUCACUCCCCAUCAACUGCCAUAUGGACAUUCACUCCCCAUCAACUGCCAGAAUGAACAUUCACUCCCCAUCAACUGCCAGAAUGAACAUUCACUCCCCAUCAACUGACAUAUGGACAUUCACUCCCCAUCAACGGCCAGAAUGAACAUUCACUCCCCAUCAACUGCCAGAAUGAACAUUCACUCCCCAUCAACUGCCAGAAUGAACAUUCACUCCUCAUCAACUGCCAGAAUGAACAUUCAUUCCCCAUCAACUGCCAGAAUGAACAUUCACUCCCCAUCUACUGCCAGAAUGAACAUUCACUCCCUAUCAACUGCCAGAAUGAACAUUCACUCCCCUUCAAUUGCCAUAUGGACAUUCACUCCCCAUCAACUGCCAUAUGGACAUUCACUCCCCAUCAACUGCCAGAAUGAACAUUCACUCCCCAUCAACUGUCAGAAUGAACAUUUCACUCACCACCAACUGCCAGAAUGAACAUUCAUUCCCCAUCAACUGCCAGAAUGAACAUUCACUCACCACCAACUGCCAGAAUGAACAUUCACUCCCCAUCAACUGCCAGAAUGAACAUUCACUCCCCACCAACUGCCAGAAUGAACAUUCACUCCCCACCAACUGCCAGAAUGAACAUUCACUCCCCAUCAACAGACAUAUGGACAUUCACUCCCCAUCAACUGCCAGAAUGAACAUUCACUCCCCAUCAACUGCCAGAAUGAACAUUCACUCCCCAUCAACUGCCAGAAUGAACAUUCACUCACCACCAACUGCCAGAAUGAACAUUCACUCAGAUUGUUGUUCACGAAUACCAAAAACAUAUAAUGUAGCGCAAAUUCACAAUCUUAAUGUCUUCAUGUUCCCUUUAGGCUCUAUACUGCAUAUCAAAAGCCUUGAAUAUUAACAUAGGUAUCGGUGUGACAAUCAUGAACAACCGAAAAAGGCAAAUGCUCUGCCUGUGUGUAUUCACAAGGAACAUGAUGAUAUUUUUUAAUUAAUUAUGACACUUCUUAAAAAUGCCACCUGAAGUUAAAAAUAAUCUGUUUGUGCUGUUGCAUAGAGUUACUUACAUAAUAUUUAAUAACUGUUAUUUUAUUUUAUUUCAAUAUCUUUUUAAAAUUCUACAUUUCUUUUGCAGGUCUUCAGCUUUAUAAAUUCCCUUCUGUAAGUAUAUUUAUUGUGCGAAUUAUACAAGUAAAAUAAGGGUUUAUGUAACAUCACCGUAUAUGCAAUACAAGUUAAUUAAAAUCUAUUUUACAAACAUGCUAACUGGCUGGCACUAACAGUGCUAAUAAUUUAUUAAAAUGUUUUACUUUUUAUUGCAGUUUGAGAUGGGCUGAAUAUUCUCUUAUAUUUGGAUGAGCUUUUCAAAUGAUUCAAUCUUUUUGAAUAAACUUUUUUUUAAAGUAUAAAAAAAUAUACCAAUAUAUAGGAAAAAAAAAUUAAAUAUUCAAUCAGUUUAAACAUUUAGCCAAAAAUAGUAAAUCGAGGCCUUCAAUAUUUUUCCAGUUCAAAUUUGCUAAUUUUUUUACAUUUCUCUGAUUUAGGGAAUUAACCCUUUUGUGUGCAUCGCUAGUUAUGACAUGAAAUCGGUCGGAAUUUUGACAAAGUUGGAUUCUGACAGUUUUCCACAAACUCCCACAAUGCACUGCCAGACUAAUCCUAUGAUCCGCUACUGCAGUGUGUCCGGCAACGUCCCUGGCAAUUAGCUCCAAAAUGUUCAAAGGAGGUUGGAAUUACUAAAUAGACCACUAGGGGGCACCAGCCCAGGGGAUUAGCAAAGCCUGUUUGAUUAGACUCAGUACGCACAAGAGGGUAUCAUACUUUGUGCAUAGGUCAUCUGUACUCAUAGAGCAUAGAGCAUAGCGUGUCUACUUGAAUCUAACUUUAUUGGCAAAAUAAAGUUUCCAAAAUUUGAAUGCACAUAAGAUCCGAUGGUGCAUUAGAUUCCAGUAUGGGGCAAAAUUUGCAUUUCCCCUUUCGUACUCUCAAUCUAAUGUGCCAAAAUCCGCUGCAUUUCAUAAUUUUUCAAUUCCAAAACCUAUCCCAACAUAGAGCAAGGAUCAACUUUACUUAUUCUACAUCUCUGAAAAACAGCAAGACAGAAUGUGGACCCAAUGCCACAGCAAAGCAGAUAAAAAAUGAUAAGCUGAAUAUUGCGCACUUUGAAGUAAAUUUACUGAAUCCAUGCUUGAGAAUACCCCAAACUCUCCAGUAACUCAGUAAGAUUAGCCCAAGCCUAAAAACAUUGCUAGCUCUGCAGGUUCCAUCUAUUUGUAGUAAUCUCUGUAGUGGCCACACUUUAAUUUAUUACUGAACAAUCUGUAGGCUACGUAUUAUGAAACUGCACAUGAUCAUUUUCCUCUAAAAUACCUCAAAAUUCGCAUCACUGCUAAGGGAUGCGAGCAAGACUUGGUGGUUUCUGUGUACACAUCUUCUUGUACAAAUGUGCAAAAUCAUUUUUUGGCUUCCAGGUUUCAAAAAUUGAAGUGCGCAUUAAAUUAGAGUAAGUACGAUAUUAUUGGUUUUAAGGUGACAUUCUAAAUGUUCGGUGGCAUCGGUAACUUUCAACAGAAGCAACCUGCAACCUACAAUAAAAUAACAGUUUGGAUAAAUCAUUUGCUUUAUAUUUAAAAUGGCUAUACAGUAUCUCACAAAAGUGAGUACACCCCUAAGUGGAAAUGUCCAAAUUGGGCCCAAAGUGUCAAUAUUUUGUGUGGCCACCAUUAUUUUCCAGCACUGCCUUAACCCUCAUAGGCAUGGAGUUCGCCAGAGCACCACAGGUUGCCACUGGAGUCCUCUUCCACUCCUGCCCAUGACGACAUCACGGAGCUGGUGGAUGUUAGAGACCUUGCGCUCCCCCACCUUCCGUUUGAGGAUGCCCUACAGAUGCUCUAUAGGGUUUAGGUCUGGAGACAUGCUUGGCCAGUCCAUCACCUUUACCUUCAGCUUCUUUAGCAAGGCAGUGGUCAUCUUAGAAGUGUGUUUGGGGUCGUUAUCAUGUUUCAAACACUGCCUUGCAGCCAAGUCUCCGAAGGGAGGGGAUCAUGCUCUGCUUCAGUAUGUCACAGUACAUGUUGGCACUCAUGCAGGCCCAGACUAUGACACUCCCACCACCAUGCUUGACUGUAGGCAAGACACACUUGUCUUUGUACUUCUCACCUGGUUGCUGCCACACAAUCUUGACACCAUCUGAACCAAAUAAGUUUAUCUUGGUCUCAUCAGACCACAGGACAUGGUUCCAGUAAUCCAUGUCCUUAGUCUGCUUGUCUUCAGCAAACUGUUUGCGGGCUUACUUGUGCAUCAUCUUUAGAAGAGGCUUCCUUCUGGGACGACAGCCAUGCAGACCAAUUUGAUGCAGCAUGCAGUGUAUGGUGUGAGCACUGGCAGGCUGACCCCCCCACCCCUCCAACCUCUGCAGCAAUGCUGGCAGCACUCAUUUGUCUAUUUCCCAAAGACAACCUCUGGAUAUGAUGCUGAGCACAUGCACUCAACUUCUUUGGUCGACCACGGCAAGGCCUGUUCUGAGUGUAACCUGUCCUGUGAAACCACUGUAUGGUGUUGCCCACUGUGCUGCAGCUGAGUUUCAGGGUCUUGGCAAUCUUCUUAUAGCUUAGGCCAUCUUUAUGUAGAGUAAGAAUUCUUUUUUUUCAGAUCCUCAGAGAGUUCUUUGCCAUGAGGUGCCAUGCUGAACUUCCAGUGACCAGUAUGAGAAAGUGUGAGAGCGAUAACACCAAAUUAAACACACUUGCUCCCCAUUCACACCUGAGACCUUGUAACACUAACGAGACACAUGACUCUGGGGAGGGAAAAUGGCUAAUUUGGCCCAAUUUGGACAUUUCCACUUAAGGGUGUACUCACUUUUGUUGCCAACGGUUUAGACAUUAAUGGCUGUGUGUGGAGUUAUUUUGAGGGGACAGCAAAUUUACCCUGUUAUACCGGCUAUACACUUACUACUUUACAUUGUAACAGAGUGUAAUUUCUUCGGUGUUGUCACAUGAAAAGAUAUAAUGAGAUAUUUACAAAAAUGUGAGGGGUGUACUCACUUUUGUGAGAUACUGUAUGUAUUUUUUUUAACAAAUUAUUAUUCCUGUCUUGUUUUGAUACCCUCUGUAUCGCUGUCAGUGAUAAUCUAUACCUAUCACAUUUGCCCUUUACAGAAAAAAAACACAAAUCUGUUUAAGUACAGAGAGGAACAUAUGAAGGAUGGUUUGCUCUGCAAGGAAAAUACCGUCCCAGAGCCAGACGUUUUCGUGAAGAGAGAGACGGACACGCAGAGUGACAGUGAGCGCUUUCUACGAGAUAAGCCGGAUGUUCACGACAGGGAUCACUUGACUAACAGAAUAGGUGAGAUUUAUAAAGAAUCUACACAGCCGGGAAGGUAUAGCUACAUAUGUAGCUAUGACAAUGCAUAAAGUGCAAGAAAAAUGUUCGUUUAUGAAAGUACUCUGCUGACACAUACUGAACAACUGCUAUGGAGAAUGGGUUAUUUGCAUAUUUGGAGAUUUCAUAAAAGUGACAUAUUUAUAGAGAAUUGACGAUCUGACCUAAAAAAAAAAGUGCCACAGAAAUUCCCCCGCAGCAGGAGGCUUCUGACAGAUUAAGCAAGUUCAGACUGGCCGAGCCUAGUGGGUGAUGUAACUCGCCAACAUCCCUGGUUUGGACCAUCAACCCCUUUUAGGCAUUGAACACCUAGUACCGGUAUGGAAUGUCCAAGGGGCAGAGGUUGGACCCCACUUACUAUUAGUCCCCUCUACCUUAGUAAACAUCAGAUUGAGAAGGCUCCUCGUUGACCAAGUAGUGGAAGAGAUCUCUGAUGUUGCAAGUUCUCAAUAUGUUUGAGAAAGGGGAAAGUCACUGACAUUCCUUGAACAAAAAAUAAAAUAAUAUUAAGAGUACUUUCAAUAGUAUCACAGUAAUAUGUAACAUGCCCAAAAACCCAACCUGAUUUCAUGUUUUUCUGUUUUUUGUUUUGUAUAGAAAAGAUCUACAUUAUGAAGGCUGACACGGUGCUUGUGGGAUCGAUCUCAGAAGUUCCAAACCGUCAGAUAACUGUAUCCAGUGAUUCUGAGAGUCAUUCAGCUCAAAUAACUGUAUCGAGCGAGUAUGAAAGUCAUUCAGAUCAAUGUAAAGAGAACACAAUGUUUGCGUCACAUUACCCCCAACAGGAAUCCGGCAAAGGUCCAGUAAAUGACCUAAUGCUUUCGAUUGAAGAGGAGGGAAAGACCAAAAAUGAUUCUUCGAGUCUGUGUGUGUGACAGAGGGACAAUCCACCGUGAAAUGUUUGUCUUGGCAGUCUGCAGAUGAAUCAUCUGUGAGAUUUCAGUCUGACGUGACAGAGCUACUUGCUCAACAGGGAUUUAAUAAGGAUGCCAAGUGAUUGUAGUUACGUCAGGGGAAGUCAUAGAUGGACCUGAAUACAAAGGAUCCUGGGAAACAAACUCCCAACCUAUGACCAACAUCACCUCUCGAAAGUGGUUAUGAAUGGGCCAGAGUGUUGGCUGCGCAGAUCAGUUUAAUCCUGUCAGGAAUACAUGCACUGCACAUGUUUGUAGGUCAACUAUCAUGUAAUCACAGGAAUUGUGAAGAUAAAUGGAUUUUGCAGUGUUUUUAUUGUUGUUUUUUUUUAAACUGAUGUACAUGGAAGAUUGUGGUGUACAGAGGUGGUUUUGUCGCCACUUGCACCAUAGCUGGCCACAUGUGGUCCCUUUGCUCUCGCUGUAGAACAGGUCUCAUAAUUUGACUUGCAGGGAAUUAUGGGAAAGGUAGUACAAUGACAGUCAUUGGAUCAUGGCCCGGAUAUUUGCAUCAAUAAUAAAAUGUUGCAACUGGC
This is a messenger RNA of Pelobates cultripes (western spadefoot toad), 44290 nucleotides long. NCBI's taxonomy places the organism in Eukaryota, Metazoa, Chordata, Amphibia, Anura, Pelobatidae. The record is from the annotation of a GenBank genome assembly.